AUGUUGCACGGUUUCUUUGCAUUCUACUUACAAUAUCUAUUUAGACUAAGUCCUUCGUUUGUCCUUUCGCAUAAUGAACUUUUUUCUGCUCGGCUUCAGCUAACUUGCAUGGCUUCAGAUGACCAUUUUUCACCGCCUGUAUCACCAAACUUGAACGAACAUAAAUCGACCACAAGUCACGAAUCGCCUGCCCGGCAGUCGCCAAAGCUCUCCAGCAUAUCUGUCCCUGAGGCCACUGACGGCAAACCGUCUACGUCCACUUCGUUGUGUGGUCCUAAUGAUAACAAUCAUACUCGAAAGAUUCUUCCACGUGUAUUGUCGCCCAGCUUGAAUGCUGUGUCCUCAAUCCGUGCGAACUCUAUGGCUGCAAUGAGGCCAUCACUACACCCAACAAGUGGCCUACGCAUUAUGCGGCCUGCAUUUCAAUCGCACGCUGAUUUCGCUUUUGAUUUCGAUGCAGAUGGUAUUCUGCGCAAUUUGCACACCGGAGAGCCACUAUCUACGAAAAUCAAUUUCACUGGCGCUUCUCUCAGACGUCAGGAAUUUAUCCGUGCGUAUGGAAACGAAAACGUAAUGGAGUCCACCACCGUUGUGGACGAUUCGGCGGCACCACAGGGAGAAUAA
Messenger RNA from Dicrocoelium dendriticum, 624 nucleotides. Lineage: Eukaryota; Metazoa; Platyhelminthes; Trematoda; Plagiorchiida; Dicrocoeliidae. The record is from the annotation of a GenBank genome assembly.